Paramacrobiotus metropolitanus is the source of this 2986-nucleotide messenger RNA. Its product is annotated as chondroitin sulfate glucuronyltransferase-like. Gene Ontology annotation, cellular component: Golgi cisterna membrane. The transcript has 6 exons. The record is from RefSeq and is a predicted model, not a curated record. Gene Ontology annotation, molecular function: glucuronosyl-N-acetylgalactosaminyl-proteoglycan 4-beta-N-acetylgalactosaminyltransferase activity. NCBI's taxonomy places the organism in Eukaryota, Metazoa, Tardigrada, Eutardigrada, Parachela, Macrobiotidae. The coding region runs from base 494 to 2854 and encodes 786 amino acids.
GUAGAAAAUUAAUCAUUUUGAAAUCAUCAUAUAGGAAAUAUUAUGUUUUGAAGAAGCUGGAAGACCGCAAUUACGAGUCCUAACGAGUGAGUCGCAUCUUGCACCCAGAAUAGUAGUAGCUCCUCAAUGGACUAUGGACCAUGGUCAAUCUUCGAUUGUCCACGUAAAGUUUUUUUCCACCUAAAUAGUAAAUGGCUAUACAAGUGGCGCAUUAAUGCUACCCGGUGUAUCCCUACUGAGUGGCGGUGUUCUUGUGCCUUGUGUGCAGGGGCUUUUGCGCACUCCGGCAGAUGACAAAAAAGAAAAAAGGUCAAGGUCUAACACCUGCAAGCCAGUCAAACAUUCAGGUUGCGGACCCACGUAUGAAGAUUGUCCCAUUAAUGCCAACGACGAGCGACGGUGGUCGUCAAAAUUCAGGUUGAUCAUGGACUAAAAAGCGACAGCACAUAUCAUCGCGCCCGUGAGCAAGCGACGGCAGCUCCUGUUAUAUAUCAUGGCCGGUCUGCGGUUUGAAUCACUUCGCCGACUCUGGCAGCGACAUCCCGAAAUCCUGGUUGGAUUCUGUUUGGGGAUCACGUGUGGGAUUUAUCAUUGCAUGGACAAUCUCACCACCGGAUCGCCUGUGCCAUGUCACACGCCGACCAAUGGCAAGGAAUCCGGCUUGCCGAAAGCGCUACACUCUGUUGAUGAUGAUUACGAUCCCGUUAUACUUUAUUCAGAGAUGAAAUCCUCUCCGGAAGUUCAGCCGGCAUACAUCCCAGCCCGACCGCGCUAUUAUUCAUCUGAGCUGGGAAUUCAUGAACCGCUUUUCGUGGCUAUUAGUAGCAGUGUGUCUACUCUAUCUUCUCUAGGAAUAGCGUUGAACCAAACAUCCGCGGCAUAUUUGCCGCGGCUAAGCUUUUUUAUCAACACUGCUUCGGAACCCCAGCUGCAGUCGUAUCAGAACUUAUCCAUGCAUGUUGUACAGAUUUCGGACGCCGGAGUUAGGGUCAAACCUUUGUCGAUUGUUCAAUUUCUCAUCAAUAAUCAGUAUAUCGACAAUUAUGAUUGGUUUUUUAUUGUGCCGGAUUCAACGUACAUUCGAGCGAAAAAACUGAUGGAGUAUGUGCGGAAGACGAGCGCCGGACAUGAUAAUUAUAUUGGCGAAAUGGCAAAAAAGGAUUCGCCAUCGUUUUGUCUGUUCGAAUCUGGAGUGCUUUUGAGUCAGAGCGUCAUGAAACGAAUUUCAGAAACACUGCCGUCUUGUAUGGAAGACGCGGAUAGUGACCCAACGGCUGCAGUUGGCAAAUGCGUGGAAAAGGCCACAAAUCUUCAUUGUAAUGACAAUUAUGGUCAGGCUUUCUCCGGCUACCGCAUAAACGAAAAGCAAUCUUUGGCCGAUCAAGAUAAUACCGCGCAGCUAAUCGAAUCAUCUGAACCUAUCCGUUCCGCGGUGACUGUUUAUCCACUGACUGCACCCGAACACUUUUUCCGGCUGCAUUUGGAAUUGAACCGCAACGAAAUAUCCGAACUGACCAGCGUAAUCGAAGAUCUCCAGGAUGAUAUUGUCAAACAGAGCCCGAGCACACCCAGCCAGGGCCGUGAUCUUCAGUGGCCGAUUGGUAGCAACCAUCCGUCGUUGGCGAAAAAUCGUUUCGAUUUGGUGGAAUGGACGUAUUUCAAUUCCACACACCUUUUUCGACCCGAUGACUUCCAAGUAACAGAAAAACUAUGUGGAGCAAAUGUAAAAGACAUUGAGCAGCUUACUGCAGAUUUGGCUAAGAAAAUGGAGGAGAUGCAUUCUCAUGAAAAUAUUAAAUUCGUGAAGUUGUUACAUGGCUACAGAAAAUUUGAUCCCACUCGUGGCAUGGAAUAUCUACUGGAUUUGAUCUUCCAGGCUGAAGGUGACGACACCGGCUCUGAAGGGAAAAUUAUUAAAAAGCGUAUUCGAAUGCUUAAAGCACUAGGGAAGAUGGAAGUUGUCGGGAUGCCAUUCGUUACCGAAGCAACCCGUGUGCAUGUCGUGUUACCGGUCAAUCCAGCAGAAGUUAAUGCGUCCCUUAUUUUUCUGGAGCGUUUUUCUCGCCAUUUGCUGGAAGAGCAAGAAAAUGUUUUUCUCAUGAUGGUUUUUAUUUACGGUCCAAACGAUCCCGGAAAAGGCGAUCCCAACGAUGCUUUUCUGGUUGUUAAACAAGAAGCCAAGCAAAUUGAAAAGCGAUUCAACAAGUUACUGGGCACACGUUUAGGCUGGGUCAGUAUUCGUAAUCCUUUGAAAGCUCCUCCGUCCGAUUUCGCUGUAAUGGAUUUGGUCUCCAAGAAAUUUUCGAAGGAUUCCAUAAUUUUGCGGACCAGUUUCCAAGCACUGUUGAAUGGAGAAUUCCUUAACCGGGUACGACUAUCCACCAUUGCCGGCACUCAGGUGUAUUUCCCAAUACCAGUUGCACAAUACAAUGAAAAUUUUAUUCCCAAGAAUAUGCGAUCGUUUUCGGAAACAUUUGACGUGAAACGCCAGGUGGGAUACUUCGAUAAAGAUUCAACGGAAACUGCUGCUUUUUAUAUUAUGGAUUACACCAGUGCACGAAAGGGUGUACUUGAUGCAUGGCCUCUUAUCCUUGCCGAUCGAGACCUGGGAAAAGAAUCUCCACGACCUUACCGAGAAGGUCUGGCUUACAAUUUGUUUACGUUGUUUAUCGGAAGUGAUCUACAUGUUUUUCGAGGCAUAGAGCCUAUGCUUAAGAUCAAAUUCUCCAUCAAGGACUGUGAUACUCACGCAUUACAUGCAAAUCAGCAUGAAUAUGACAUUUGCGUAAAACGACAGCAUGAAAGCCUAGCGGGAAAGCAGCAGCUAGCAUUGUCUGUGCUGACAGAUGUUUGAAUGUAGAAUACAAACCAAAAUACUGAGCAAAUAUUUUGUUGGAUAAAAGCAAAUGUUCUAAAAUGGAGCUUAAACUCCCACUUCUGUUUCAUCGGAUUUUGUUGAAAAGGUCACGUGUUAUACGUAAUUCCC